This is a messenger RNA of Cuscuta epithymum, 1808 nucleotides long. The record is from the annotation of a GenBank genome assembly. Lineage: Eukaryota; Viridiplantae; Streptophyta; Magnoliopsida; Solanales; Convolvulaceae.
CAAAAUAUCAUCACGUCAGCGUAAAGCUCUGCUACGCUUCAGCCUCUUCAUCGACGACCGAGUAGUGAGUAGUCCACGACUGCAGCGGCGUACCGCUGCGACUCGCCCCCGCCCAACGGCCACCCGCACCUCUCACGACUCAGCCAGUGUUUGUUACUAGCAGAGACUAUUUGGGUUGCGUAACUAUCCAAGAUGACAAGUGAAGACGUUGGACAAGAGCAAGACAAUUCCUUCCCCGAUGGCUUCAAUUUGAAUUAUCUCAAAGUUUAUUAUGGAAAGCUUUUUCCAUAUGUUGAUAUGUUUAAAUGGCUUUCUUAUGGAAAUGAUGGAAAGCAUCCUGGAUGUGACCAGUCAUACUUUGGACGUAGAGAAUUUUCAUUCACUUUAGAUAAUAACAUAUAUCUGCGGUUUCAAUCAUUCAACAAUGCUUAUGAUUUGGAAAAAUCCAUCAAGGAGAAGUGUCCGUUCAAAAUUGACAUUGGAGCUGUUUAUAAUGUGGAUCCAGCAAAAAGGCACGCCUAUGCACAAGGCGAUAAUAGCUUCACACCGAUUGAGAAGGAGCUGGUCUUCGAUAUAGAUAUAUCAGAUUAUGAUGACUCCAGGUAUUGCUGCAAAGAAGCUAAUACUUGCUCUGACUGCUGGACACUGAUGACAGUUGCUAUUAAAGUCAUUGAUACUUCUCUCAGAGAGGACUUUGGUUUCAAUCACAUUCUCUGGGUUUACAGUGGUCGGCGUGGUGUCCAUUGUUGGGUAUGUGAUGUAAAAGCUAGAAGGUUGAAUAACGAACAAAGGGCUGCUGUAGCUGAUUACUUUCGUGUCUACAAGGGAAACGAGAAUAGCAAUCGAAAAGUUUCUCUCAUGGGUCCAACACUUCAUCCUUUCCUCGUGAGAUCUUACACAGAUGUCUUGAAGGAUUUUUUUGAGAAAAGACUGCUUGUAAGUCAAAAUUUGCUCUCAAGCCAGGAAAGAUGUGAGGAGAUGCUAAAAUUGAUUCCUGAUGAGCAUAUUGCAUCUGAACUCAGAUCAAGGUGGCAGGAAAAUAAACGUGUCAAAGAGGACAUUAAUGUUUACAGAUGGGAACAACUAAAACACCUGCUACAAUCUGGUAAACACAAGGCCCAGGGGAUUCGCAGGUGUGUUGAAGAGAUUGUGUUUUCUUUUGCCUACCCCAGGCUUGAUAUGGAGGUUUCAAGAAAAUUGAAUCAUUUAUUGAAAGCACCAUUCUGCGUGCACCCCCAAACAGGCCGUGUCUGUAUUCCUAUUGACCCCAAUGAAUGUGAAGAAUUUGACCCCUCUGCUGUGCCAACUCUUUCACAACUUCUUGGAGAACUUAACAGGGGAGGCUCUAGAGCUGAGAUGAAUAAUGAAUGGGAUGGAACCUCACUCGGGAAAUCAGUCACAUAUUUCAGAAAUUCCUUCUUGCAACCCUUGCUAAAAUCCUGCAAGGAUGAUAUAGAAAGCCGGUACAGUGAGAAAGUUCAACACGGAAAGAACUUGCUAAGCUGGUAGUGCUAUUAUAUUCCAAAUAUCUAUAAAUAUAAUAUCAGUCAUCUCUUGUUCUUCUUACAAGUGUCCUUUGUAAGGUAUAUAAAACAUGACAGCUAUGUAUGUACUCUAAUAUAUAUGGUUGGGAAGAUUGUAAUAUGCACUCCAAUCAUUGUUCAGACAUUAAAGAAGUUGGUAGUGUAUCUGUUUAACUGUGUGAUUGCUUGCUUCUUUCAUUAAUGGAGACAUCCACAUAUUUGGGAAAUAGCUGGUAUUUUCCUGCUAUAAAGAAGUUUGUUUUUUCCUAUAAUUAUACUUCCUCC